Messenger RNA from Ostrinia nubilalis (European corn borer), 2377 nucleotides. RefSeq names its product phenoloxidase subunit 2-like. The transcript is spliced from 12 exons. Gene Ontology annotation, molecular function: oxidoreductase activity. The coding region runs from base 49 to 2148 and encodes 699 amino acids. The record is from RefSeq and is a predicted model, not a curated record. Lineage: Eukaryota; Metazoa; Arthropoda; Insecta; Lepidoptera; Crambidae.
GUGAAGUGCAGUAUUUUGGUAGGAGCUUGAAUACACUGUUGGUGGAAGAUGACGACUUCCGUGGUCAGAGGUCUGGAGCUCCUGUUCGACAGGCCUAACGAGCCGCUGAUCACACCGAAAGGCGAGGAACAAGUCCUGUUCAAACUUAAUGAGGAAUUGUUGCCCCCGGGCUACGAGGACAACGGCAUCGUCCUGAACAACCGCUUCGGCGAGGAGCCUGGGGUGCAGACGAUCGAGCUGAAGCCGCUGGCGAACCCCCCUCGGUUCAGACGCGCCUCGCAGCUGCCUCGCGAUGAAGACUUCUCGCUCUUCCUGCCGAGGCACCAGGAGAUGGCUGAUGAGGUCAUCGACGUUAUUUUAGCGGUGCCUAGAAACCACAUGGAAGAGUUGCUGUCAACUUGCGUGUACGCCAGAGGACGGCUUAACCCGCAGUUGUUCCAUUACUGUGCAGCUGUAGCUUUCCUCCACAGACAUGACACGAAGGCGGUUAAGAUCCCGAACUUUGCAGAGACUUUCCCGUCCAAAUUCUUAACGUCCACAGUGGUCGGGGAGGCACGAACCACUACUUCUGUAAUUCCUAAAGGACUGAAUCGGCCGAUCAUAACUAUUCCUCGGGACUUCACGGCAUCGAACUUGGAGGACGAGCAUCGCCUAGCGUACUUCCGUGAGGACUUGGGCAUCAACUUGCACCACUGGCACUGGCAUUUGAUUUACCCGUUCCGCGCCACGCACGGCAACCGGACGAUCGUCGACAAGGACCGCCGAGGGGAGCUGUUCUUCUAUAUGCACCAGCAGAUCAUUGCCAGAUACAACAACGAGCGCCUAAACAACUCUUUGAAGCGCGUUAAGAAGUUCAGCGACUUCCGCGAGGAGAUCCCCGAGGCUUACUACCCCAAGCUGGACAGUCUGACGUCAUCGCGCGGGUGGCCGCCGCGGCAGGCCAACAUGAAGUGGCAGGACCUGAACCGGCCGGUGAACGGCGUCAACGUUCGCGUCUCCGAUAUGGAGAGGUGGCGGAACAAUGUACAGGAGGCUAUAGCAACUGGGCUCGUUGUCUUGCCGGACAACUCGACGCAGACGCUCACCAUCGACAUGCUGGGCAACAUGAUCGAAUCCAGCAUCCUGUCGCCCAAUCCCGAGCGCUACGGCAGCCUGCACAACAACGGGCACAGCUUUACCGCCUACAUCCACGACCCCAACCACCGCUACCUCGAGUCGCACAGUGUAAUGGCGGACGAGGCGACCACCAUGCGGGACCCGUACUUCUACCGCUGGCACGCGUUCAUUGACGACCUCUUCCAGAAGCACAAGGAGUCGCCACACGUUCGCAAGUACCAGAGGUCUGAGUUGGAUUAUCCUGGCGUUGAGGUCCGUAGCGUAAGCGUCGAGUCGAACACACCGGGAGCCAGGAGCAACGAGCUCAACACCUUCUGGAUGACCAGCGACGUGGACUUGUCGCGCGGGCUCGACUUCUCUGACCGCGGGAAUGUCUACGUACGGUUCACCCAUCUGAACCACAGGUCUUUCAGAUACGUAAUCAACGUGAACAACUCAGGGCGGGCGCGUCGCACCACGGUGCGCAUCUUCCUCGCGCCUAAGUUCGACGAGGGCGGCCGUGCCUGGCUUCUCUCCGACCAGCGCAAGAUGUUCAUCGAGAUGGACAAGUUUGUUCACGACUUACGACCUGGUAACAACCAGAUCAUUCGUCAGUCCACCGAGUCUUCCGUGACGAUUCCCUUCGAGCAGACGUUCCGUGACCUGUCGCGUACGGGCACCGACCCUGGCGACCCGAACAACCUGGAGUUCAACUACUGCGGCUGCGGCUGGCCCCAGCACAUGCUGCUGCCGAAGGGUACGGCGGCCGGCGCCAAAUACGUGCUCUUCGUCAUGCUGUCCAACUAUGAAGGGGAUAGGGUGGCGCAAGCUAACGUACAUCGCGAGUUGACCUGCAAAGAGGCGUCAAGCUUCUGCGGCCUGAGAGACCGCCUGUACCCGGACAAGCGCGCGAUGGGAUUCCCCUUCGACCGGCCCUCCACCACCGCCGACCACAUCGACGACUUCCUAACCCGCAACAUGUUCGUGCAGGACGUCACCAUCCGCUUCAGUGACGUCACCGAACAGAACCCGCGGAACCCGAGGCAACAGUGAUCCCCUUUAUUUAAACAUGGAAUGGAAUAUUUAUUCCAUGUUGUAAUCAGCUUUACCACCUUUGUGCUUAGCUGAAGUGUUCCGCUUUUGUGUUUUAGAAGACCAGUCUUUUGAAUUGUAAAUUUAUAAUGUACAUUAGUAAUUUAUUUAUAGAGAUAUCUUUAUUAAAUGACCCUUUUGUAAAUAACGGUAGCAUACAAUUUAAUUAAUAAUAACAUUAUGCAAUUGA